AUAAAUAAAUUUCCAAUCAUUUAAAACACGCAGAAAAUAUGGGAUAAUUUUGAAUAUAUACCAAACUUCUGACAUUACUCCUAACUUUUCUGCUGCCAUUAGGACCACAAUCCAGAACAAAAAUGUAAUUUCACAUUCUCCAUGUCCAUUUCAACUCCUUUUCUCCUCAAAUUCCCAAUCAAAAUUCACCAUUUUUUUCAAUUCAGUCCAACUUUUUCAGUCCAAAAUGAGUAAAGGAGGAAGAAAAACAACUUCUGGAGGACUAAGAUGGAGCUGGACCUCCGCCUUAGUAGGCGCAGCUACCGCGGCGGCCGCGGUAGCUGCACUCUCCUCGAAGCCAAGAGAUCCAGAUUUCCAUCUCAUCUCCAUCGACCUGACAUCUUUCAAGCUAAAAUUCCCAUCGGUGGACGCGGAGUUGAUCCUAACCGUCCACGUGACGAAUCCAAACGUGACCUCAAUCACCUACUCGUCGACGGAGAUGUCGAUCUUCUACUCGGGCGAACACUUGGGUUCCGCCCGAGUAAAAGCGGGAUCGCAGAAGCCGCGAUCCUGCCAAGUCCUCCGGUUACCCGCUCGGUUAAACGGAGGACAACUUGCGCAACGCGGGAAACAGUUCGUUGCCGAUGUUGCGAAGAGGGAAAUGGUACUGGAUGCUACUGUGGAUAUUGAAGGAUUUGCUAGGGUAUUAUGGUGGGACCACAAGUUUCGUGUGCACGUGGAUAGUCACGUGACUGUUGAUCCGGUUUUUCUUGAUGUUAUUGAUCAGGAAAAUAAAUCGGCUUUGGAGGUCUUCGUUAGAUGACGGUUCGGUUCGGUUUAAUUUGUAGUAUUGUUAUUGUUGUUAUUAAUGUAUUUCAUGUUAAGUGGUUAAUGAAUUAUUUAAGUUUUAUCGUUA
Molecule: messenger RNA, 895 nt
Organism: Capsicum annuum
Lineage: Eukaryota; Viridiplantae; Streptophyta; Magnoliopsida; Solanales; Solanaceae
Exons: 1
Coding region: 227-802 (191 amino acids)
Biological process (GO): response to desiccation
Cellular component (GO): plasma membrane
Source: RefSeq, a predicted model, not a curated record